AUGAGAGUUGGUGUGGGCUGUGGCUCUUCCAGGACCAUUGAUCUAUCCAAGGAAGAUGGGAGUGAACAAGCUGACGAAGGGGUCUAUAGGCAGAUUGUUGGAAGUCUGUUGUACUUGACUGCAACAAGGCCAGACAUUAUAUUUGCAACAAGUCUUUUGGCUAGAUUUAUGCAUGGACCUACUAGAAAACAUAUGGGAACUGCCAAAAGGGUACUGAGGUACAUUCAAGGCACAUUUGAUUAUGGCAUAGUGUAUGAGAAAGGAAAAGAAGCAAGGCUCAUUGGCUACUAUGACAGUCAUUGGUCUGGGAGUGAGAAUGACAUGAGAAGCACCUCUGGAUAUGCAUUUAAUCUUGGAUAUGGUGUGUUCUCGUCAAGCAAAGUAGUGUAG
Prunus mume (Japanese apricot) is the source of this 390-nucleotide messenger RNA. Lineage: Eukaryota; Viridiplantae; Streptophyta; Magnoliopsida; Rosales; Rosaceae. The record is from RefSeq and is a predicted model, not a curated record.